This is a messenger RNA of Sordaria macrospora k-hell, 1803 nucleotides long. RefSeq lists its product as uncharacterized. The record is from RefSeq and is a predicted model, not a curated record. Lineage: Eukaryota; Fungi; Ascomycota; Sordariomycetes; Sordariales; Sordariaceae.
AUGGACAUUCUCUCCCCCACCUUCCGCUUCCCUGGCCCUUCCCCUGCAAAUUCCCAAGUUGUCAGGACAUGGCUCGCCCUCCUGCACGUCUGGCGUACCGUCGACCGCCCCACGACCUGGAACGGUCAAGUUUUUCACGCGAUCCCCUCUUAUUCUUCGCCUUCAUCCCGGGCGCCCCAGAUUCACUUUGAUGCUCACAGCCGAAUCCGAACGACUGGCACCAGUACCAACAAUACAACAGCAACAACCACAAUUCACAACUAUACCAUCACCCAACUUCUCUGCUCCUCCCGUUUCUGGUCUCUCUUUCUCCGUCCCUUACUUCUCGCUCUCUUCCUCUCCCCCCUCAUUUUCUUCGCGUCCAUAGCCAACCGUCUCUCUGGCAUCAACGCCACACCGUCUCAUACCCCUCCGUUUUUACCUCCCUGGCUCCCCUUUCUGGCAAUCCCAUACAUAAUCCUCAUCUUUCUCUCCUGCUGUAGCGGGCUAGCCUUUGUCCAUGUCUUGAUCCUUAGGUGGGGCAAGCCAGUGAUUUGGUCCUUCAACCGCCUGUCUGAAAAGGAGUUGAACGAAAAAGAGGAGGAAUAUGAGGCCAGGAACGCCCUCGUAGCAGUGGUAAGAGCUCUGAGGGAACGGAAUGCGACGGUGGUGAGGGACAAGAGUUUUGCCAUGAUGUGUAUUUUGGAACGGCUGGAAAUUCUGCUGAAGCCAGCGGAUUCCCAGAAGAGCCUGGGAGAGGUGUAUCAUGAGGUGUUUGCUGGAUUGUUGAGGAGGGAGUCGGCGCUAAUUGCGUUGUUGGUGGAUGUUGACGGAAUCAAGGAGACGAGAAGGGCAGCAGAAGAAAGCGAGAAUUUUUUGGAGGGAGCACCGAGCUGGGUACCCAGCUGGAGUCAACUGCCCAAAAGACACUGGAUCAACUACGACGAAUCAAUCUAUAAGCGGAUACAACUUGGAACUUCUCCCUCAUCACCCGCUACUACCUCUGUGUCGGCUCAUGGUGCUCAAUCCCAGGACUGGCGGUUAUGUUGGAUUGACCACGGACAAAACGACAGGGCUCUCAUAGUCCAAGCUGUCAUCCUCUGUCGAAUCACAUACGUCUCUUCCCAGAUCGGCAGCAGCGAGUUCCGCUUCCGCUCUACCCAGGAAACCAUUUCCAUUCAACAUCUUCGCAGCUCCCUCACCACCAUCGACGCCUGGCUAUACGCCAUCACGCUCUUCGCGCCAUCGACUCCGCCUCACCAGUUCAAUCCCACUGCCAUUCACAUGACUCUCUACCCCUUUAACCAACAGGCACCCAUGACCAAACCUAACACUCACAAUGGCCACCAAGAAGGAUGCGGCAGAGUCGCCUCCCACUUCCGACGCUGGAACUAUAUUCUUAACGGUCCCCAAUCGGCGUACAUGUACAGCCCUGAGCAGCGUCAACAACUCAUCGACAAAGUUUUGCAAGACCCGGAAUUGAGGACAUUUGCUCACAAUGUCUGUGAACGGCUUGGUGGUGACACGAGGUUGUAUAUAUCACAAGACGAUGGGUUUGUAGGCGAAGGGUCCAAGAGGAUGGAACGGGGCGAUGUGGUUGCUUUGAUCAGAGGUGUUGGACAGCCGAUGAUUUUGAGACAGACUACUUCCCAGAAAAGUGGCAGUGGCAGCUUUACGGUGGUCGGACCGGCGUUUGCAUGCCGGUUGGCGGAUUUGAAUACGUUCAGGUCGACCCCGGGCCCGGGUCCGGAGGGUGGCUCGGGGCCGGGGGCGUAUGACCCGGAGAGAGAUGGGAAGGUGUGGAGAGUUCUGAGUCUAGUUUGA